CCGACUGGGGCGCGAUGCCGAACGCCUCCGGCCUGGACAGAGCUCUUAAGAUGUCCCUGCCCCGAAGGUCGAGGAUCCGCUCGUCCGUUGGACCUGUUCGUCCUUCUUCGGGCUACAAGAAGGCAGAGGAUGAGAUGUCCCGGGCCACGUCUGUUGGAGACCAGCUGGAGGCACCAGCCCGCACCAUUUACCUCAACCAACCGCAUCUCAACAAAUUCCGUGACAACCAGAUCAGUACGGCCAAGUACAGCGUGUUGACGUUUCUACCUCGAUUCUUGUAUGAGCAGAUUAGAAGAGCUGCUAAUGCCUUCUUCCUCUUCAUUGCCUUAUUACAGCAAAUUCCAGACGUAUCUCCAACAGGAAGAUAUACCACCCUGGUGCCAUUGAUCAUUAUUUUAACAAUUGCAGGCAUCAAAGAGAUUGUAGAAGAUUUUAAGCGGCAUAAGGCAGACAAUGCAGUGAACAAAAAGAAAACAAUAGUGUUAAGAAAUGGUAUGUGGCAUACCAUUAUGUGGAAAGAGGUGGCGGUGGGAGACAUUGUGAAGGUCGUCAAUGGGCAGUACCUCCCAGCAGACACGGCCCUGCUGUCCUCCAGUGAACCUCAGGCAAUGUGUUACGUCGAAACAGCUAAUCUAGAUGGGGAGACAAACCUUAAAAUACGUCAGGGUCUGAGUCACACUGCCGACAUGCAAACAAGGGAAGUAUUGAUGAAAUUAUCUGGAACUAUAGAAUGUGAGGGACCCAACCGCCAUCUCUAUGACUUCACUGGAAACUUGCACAUAGAUGGAAAAAGCCCUGUUUCCCUUGGGCCUGACCAGAUCUUAUUAAGAGGUACACAGCUUAGAAAUACUCAGUGGGUCUUUGGCAUAGUUGUUUAUACUGGACACGACACCAAACUCAUGCAGAAUUCCACAAAAGCACCCCUCAAAAGAUCGAAUGUUGAGAAAGUGACGAAUGUGCAGAUCCUGGUGUUGUUUGGCAUCCUCUUGGUCAUGGCCUUGGUGAGCUCGGUGGGGGCCCUGUACUGGAAUGGGUCUCAAGGUGGAAAGAACUGGUACAUCAAGAAGAUGGACACAACCUCGGAUAAUUUUGGAUAUAACUUGUUGACAUUCAUCAUCUUAUACAACAAUCUUAUUCCCAUCAGUCUGUUGGUGACCCUCGAGGUUGUGAAAUACACUCAAGCCCUUUUUAUAAACUGGGACACAGACAUGUAUUAUUUAGGAAAUGACACUCCUGCGAUGGCCAGAACCUCAAACCUUAAUGAAGAGCUUGGGCAGGUGAAAUACCUAUUUUCUGAUAAAACUGGAACUCUCACAUGCAAUAUCAUGAACUUCAAGAAGUGUAGCAUUGCUGGAGUAACCUAUGGUCAUUUUCCAGAAUUGACAAGAGAACCAUCGUCAGAUGAUUUUUGCCGGAUACCUCCUCCCCCUAGUGACUCAUGCGACUUUGAUGACCCCAGGCUCUUGAAGAACAUUGAAGAUCAUCACCCCACAGCUCCGUGCAUACAGGAGUUCCUCACGCUCCUGGCUGUGUGCCACACUGUGGUCCCUGAGAAGGAUGGAGAUAACAUCAUCUACCAGGCCUCCUCCCCAGAUGAAGCUGCGUUGGUGAAGGGAGCUAGGAAGCUGGGCUUUGUCUUCACGGCCAGAACGCCAUACUCGGUCAUCAUAGAAGCAAUGGGACAGGAACAGACAUUUGGAAUCCUUAACGUCCUGGAAUUUUCUAGUGACAGAAAAAGAAUGUCUGUGAUUGUUCGGACUCCUUCAGGCCAACUUCGGCUCUACUGUAAGGGGGCUGAUAAUGUCAUUUUUGAGAGACUCUCAAAAGAUUCAAAAUACAUGGAGGAAACACUGUGCCAUCUGGAAUAUUUUGCCACGGAAGGCUUGAGGACUCUGUGUGUGGCUUAUGCCGACCUCUCUGAGCAUGAGUAUGAGGAGUGGCUGAAAGUCUAUCAAGAAGCCAGCACGAUACUGAAAGACCGAGCUCAGCGGUUGGAAGAGUGCUACGAGAUCAUAGAGAAGAAUUUACUGUUACUUGGAGCCACAGCCAUAGAAGAUCGCCUUCAGGCAGGCGUUCCAGAAACCAUAGCAACUCUACUGAAGGCAGAAAUUAAAAUCUGGGUGUUGACAGGAGAUAAACAAGAAACUGCAAUUAAUAUAGGAUAUUCCUGCCGGUUGGUAUCACAGAAUAUGGCCCUUAUCCUGUUGAAGGAAGAUUCUUUGGAUGCAACAAGGGCAGCCAUUACACAGCACUGCACUGACCUUGGCAAUCUGUUGGGCAAGGAGAAUGACGUGGCCCUCAUCAUCGAUGGCCACACCCUGAAGUACGCGCUCUCCUUUGAAGUCAGGAGAAGCUUCCUGGACUUGGCGCUCUCCUGUAAAGCGGUCAUAUGCUGCAGGGUGUCUCCUCUGCAGAAGUCUGAAAUAGUGGACGUGGUUAAGAAGCGGGUAAAGGCCAUCACCCUCGCCAUUGGGGAUGGUGCCAACGACGUUGGGAUGAUCCAGACAGCUCACGUGGGUGUAGGAAUCAGUGGGAAUGAAGGCAUGCAGGCAACCAACAACUCGGAUUAUGCCAUUGCACAGUUCUCCUACUUGGAGAAGCUGCUGCUGGUCCAUGGCGCCUGGAGCUACAAUCGUGUGACCAAGUGUAUCCUGUACUGUUUCUAUAAGAACGUGGUUCUCUACAUUAUCGAGCUUUGGUUCGCCUUUGUUAAUGGAUUUUCUGGGCAGAUUUUAUUUGAACGUUGGUGCAUCGGCUUGUACAAUGUGAUUUUCACUGCACUACCACCCUUCACACUGGGAAUCUUCGAGAGGUCUUGCACCCAGGAGAGCAUGCUCAGGUUCCCACAGCUCUACAAAAUCACCCAGAAUGCAGAAGGCUUCAACACAAAGGUUUUCUGGGGUCACUGCAUCAACGCCUUGGUCCACUCCCUCAUCCUCUUCUGGUUUCCCAUGAAAGCGCUGGAGCAUGAUACUGCAUUGGCCAGUGGCCAGGCCACAGACUAUUUAUUUGUUGGAAAUAUUGUUUACACGUAUGUUGUUGUCACUGUGUGUCUGAAAGCUGGUUUGGAGACCACAGCGUGGACUAAAUUCAGUCAUCUGGCUGUCUGGGGAAGCAUGCUGAUUUGGCUGGUGUUUUUUGGUGUCUACUCAACCAUCUGGCCCACCAUUCCCAUUGCUCCAGAUAUGAAAGGACAGGCGACAAUGGUCCUGAGCUCUGCACACUUCUGGCUGGGAUUAUUUCUGGUGCCCACAGCGUGUUUAAUGGAAGAUGUAGCCUGGAGAGCGGCCAAGCAUACCUGCAAAAAAACAUUGCUGGAGGAGGUACAGGAGCUGGAGACGAAGUCCAGAGUGAUGGGGAAGGCGAUGCUUCGGGACAGUAAUGGAAAGAGGAUGAAUGAACGUGACCGCCUACUGAAGAGGCUCAGCCGGAAGACACCCCCCACUCUCUUCCGGGGAGGCUCCAUCCAUCAGUGUGUCCCCCACGGGUAUGCCUUCUCUCAAGAAGAGCAUGGAGCUGUUACUCAGGAAGAAAUCGUCCGUGCUUAUGACACCACCAAAAAGAAACUGAGGAAGAAAUAAGAUGUGAGUCCUCCUGAUUGAUCCCAGGAAAGAGAUGCGGUUUGUUGCACCCAGUGUUAACACAUCUCUGUCAAAAGAGACUGGUGUCAGCAGCCAAAACACCAUAAAACCCAUUUCUGUGGCCUUAGCCAACCAGUUUGUUAGUUCCACGUUCCCUCGCAAACCUGGAGUAGAUCCCACAGGGGAAGCCAUUUUGUUCCCUUCCAGUUCGUCCGCAGUGCUUGGCCUGACUUCUGUUUACGUUGUUCUGAAGCAUUCAGCUGUGCUCUGUGAGGUGUGAAAUUAAAAACGUUAUGUUCCACCAAUAUUUAAACAUCAGUAGUAGUUGUUCUGGGAGAAAGGUGAGAGUUUUAUGUUGCGUGAGAAACCCGCCUUGCGAAAUUGGAGCGGGGGCACGCUUCCUUCCUGUUUUGUUCACUCACAGAGGAUGUCCGCCAGGCAGCAUGUAAAUGCCACUGUAGGCAAGUUGAUGUCUUGCUUGGUUCUGAUUCCUCUCUUGUUUGUAUGAAGUGGGCAUACACUUCUUGAUGGCAGUGAAAUCCCCAAAAUGUCUGUUAUCAGGCUGGUAACCCUGAGAAGGCGUCUCUGAACCUCUUAGCCAUACUCCCAGCAGGGCAGCGGGCCGC
Molecule: messenger RNA, 4207 nt
Organism: Enhydra lutris kenyoni (northern sea otter)
Lineage: Eukaryota; Metazoa; Chordata; Mammalia; Carnivora; Mustelidae
Product: phospholipid-transporting ATPase IB
Exons: 37
Coding region: 15-3581 (1188 amino acids)
Biological process (GO): neuron development; phospholipid translocation
Cellular component (GO): plasma membrane
Molecular function (GO): magnesium ion binding; ATP binding; ATP hydrolysis activity
Source: RefSeq, a predicted model, not a curated record